AAAAUUUAACUCUGAAUCGCUUUUGGUUUGCCCAUCAUUGAUUUGACUAUCCAACCGCCGGCUCCCUUUUCUCCAACAGGUUCACCGAUUACACGAUCAAUUGCUUGCAAUUGAGCAAAGGAUAUCCGGUGCUGCUCCUGCACCUUUCUUCGACUACGGUUACCCCUCCAAGUCUUUCGCCCCACUAUGGCCGCCAGCCCGACUGCCCCUCCAACGAGUGCUGGUACACUUAAAUUGAUUGCUCCUUUGACCCCUCCAAGCAGCACACGAACAUGGCUUACCGUUCCGCAUCAUUCGCUACCGCUUGUGGCUACCGCGACUUCCGAUAAGACCGUGCGCGUCUACUCUCUCCGUUCAUUUACCUUGCAUAGUACAGUGUCUGGAGGUCACAAGCGCAGCGUUCGAUCAUGCGCAUGGAAGCCUGGGACAAAAGGCGAAAGCGUUUUGGCGACUGGUAGUUUUGAUGCGAGCGCAGGAAUAUGGAGACGAUGGGAUAUGGAUAUGGGAAUGGCCCGCGAAAGAGAUUUGACAGGAGGCGUGGAUGAAGGGGAUGAAGAGGAGGACGAGGGAUGGAGAUUUUCCGUGAUUUUGGACGGACAUGAGUCUGAGAUCAAGUCGGUUGCGUGGUCCGCCUCGGGGCAGUUCUUGGCAACAUGCAGUCGAGACAAGUCAGUAUGGAUCUGGGAGGAAAUGGAAGACGAUAACUUUGAGACAAUUGCUGUCUUGCAAGAGCACGAAGCCGACGUCAAAUGCGUAGCAUGGCAUCCAGAGGAGGAACUGCUUGCUUCGUCAUCCUACGAUGACACUAUCCGUCUGUACCGUGAAGACAUUGACGACUGGACCGGCAUCGCCGUCCUUUCAGGUCAUGACUCAACUGUAUGGUCCAUUGAUUUUGAGCCGGCAAAACCGGCUCUCAGUGGAGACAGCCAGGCGGACGCCAGCGAUCGCGCCAGAUGGAUUGAAGCGCGGGAAGCUUCAGGUCCGCGUCUGGUUUCUGGUUCAGAUGACAGAACACUUCGGAUCUGGCGGCGCCGGCCGAAACAGAAGCAACCCGCCCCUCCCACUGGACAAGGCCGAAUUCCAAGCAUCAUUCGCACUCAUAGUAUUGAAGAGGAUUGGUACGAGGAAGCUAGACUUCCAGUAGCGCAUGAACGUGCCAUCUAUUCGGUUGCCUGGAGCAAACGCACAGGGAGAAUAGUCAGCACAGGUGGCGAUGGCCGGAUUGUCGUCUACGAAGAAAGAUGGAGCGAACCAAAGGGAAACGAAGAGAAGACAGACGGACUGAACCCUGAGGGGACCGAAGCCUCAGAUCUCCCCGUGGCCAGGACCACUUGGUCAGUGGUUGCCUCUAUUGAGAUGGCCCACGACGUAUUUGAAGUAAACCAUGUCACCUUUGCUCGGCGCUUCGAUUCCGGGCGGACAUCCGAUGAUGAGGAAAUUAUAAUCAGCACUGGUGACGACGGGCAGGUCAAGGUUUGGACGGUGGAGAUAUGAUUUGAUGCCGAUGAUUUAAUGAAGACAAUUGAUGUGAAUAUCAAAAGGCCACGUUGUGUUCAAAGGGAGCGGCAGCCUGCAUAUCUCAUUUGUUUCUCUUAGACAUAGAUUGGAAUAUCUGUGCUUGUUACGACAUUAUUCAGUUCCUACCAGUACUUUCUGGAAGCAAAUACUACAUACCGUUGAUGUAUAUUUCUGCAUCUUCCAGCCUUUGCUCUUUGUCUAUUGAUCUUGGUUGUCGAGGAAAAAAGCAUAUGCUUGCGUUACGGACAGACCGGAUGGGUGAGUAGGGAGAGGCAAUUCAACCCUAUGAAUCUUUGAUGGAGC
Molecule: messenger RNA, 1821 nt
Organism: Xylona heveae TC161
Lineage: Eukaryota; Fungi; Ascomycota; Xylonomycetes; Xylonales; Xylonaceae
Product: WD40 repeat-like protein
Exons: 1
Coding region: 187-1494 (435 amino acids)
Biological process (GO): iron-sulfur cluster assembly
Cellular component (GO): cytosolic [4Fe-4S] assembly targeting complex
Molecular function (GO): protein binding
Source: RefSeq, a predicted model, not a curated record